UGGUCUCUCUCCACCGGCCAUGCACGACCGUUUCUCUCCCCAACCGUGGAUUUCCUAUUACUCUCGUUACGACUCACUGAGCCCCAGGCCCAAGGAUAAUGAUGUGUUGUUUCUUGGUAGCAUAAUUUGUCACACGUAUAUUUCUUCUUCUUCUUCUCUUGCAGAAAGCACAGCUCCCUCUCACACACUCACACACUUCUUGUUAAUUCAGAAGAACAAAUGAUCAACGUCAACAAAUAACCUGAAAUAGUGACUUUAUGAGUUGGAAUCAAUGGUUAUUUUGAGACACCACCGACCAUAGACUUUAAAGGAAAGGACAUUUCUUAAAAGGAGAACAAAGGAAAAUUCAAGUGAGAUUAUUGGGAACCUGAAGCUUACUUUCUUUUUUUGUCAAGAGCUGAAGUCAGGUGGCGUUCACAGUCAGGAAGUCAUGUCCAGAUCGGGUGAUAGAACAUCCACCUUUGACCCAACACACAGUGACACCCUGCUGCAUGGGCUCAAUCUCUUAUGGAGAAAACAGCUUUUCUGUGAUGUGACUCUCACUGCCCAGGGACAGCAGUUCCACUGCCACAAAGCUGUGCUGGCAUCCUGCUCCCAGUAUUUCAGAUCUCUCUUCUCCUCCCAUAAUGCAAUCAACAAUGAGGGGAGCAAAGGGGACCAGGGCAGCAGUGGGACCCCCUCAUCCUCUCCUGAUGACAAGCUGGUGACCCCCAGUGCCAGGCCCAUCAAUAACCUGGUACUUCAGGGCUGUUCCUCCAUUGGACUGCGAUUAGUGCUGGAGUACCUCUACACUGCCAACGUGACUCUUUCCCUGGACACAGUGGAAGAGGUGCUGUCAGUCAGCAAGAUCCUCAACAUCCCCCAGAUUACUAAACUCAGUGUGCAGUUCCUCAACGACCAGAUCUCUGUGCAGAACUACAAGCAGAUCUGCAAGAUUGCUGCACUCCAUGGACUGGAUGAGACCAAGAAGCUGGCCAACAAGUACCUGGUGGAGGAUGUGCUCUUGCUGAACUUUGAGGAGAUGUGUGCCAUGCUAGAUGCUCUGCCACCCCCAGUGGAGUCAGAGCUGGCUCUCUUCCAGAUGUCAGUUCUCUGGCUGGAGCAUGACCGGGAGACUCGCAUGCACUAUGCGCCAGACCUUAUGAAGAGGCUGCGCUUCGCCCUCAUACCUGCCCCAGAGCUGGUGGAGAGGGUGCAGUCUGUUGACUUCAUGAGGAGUGACCCUGUGUGCCAGAAACUACUCCUGGAUGCCAUGAACUACCACCUGAUGCCCUUCAGACAGCACUGCAGGCAGACCAUGGCCAGCAGAAUCCGUUCCAAUAAGAGAAUGCUGUUACUGGUGGGUGGUUUGCCUCCUGGACCUGAUCGUCUCCCCAGCAAUUUGGUCCAGUACUAUGACGAUGAGAAAAAGACAUGGAAGAUCCUCACAAUAAUGCCUUACAACAGUGCCCAUCACUGUGUGGUGGAGGUGGAGAACUUCCUGUUGCUGCUGGGCGGAGAGGACCAGUGGAACCCCAACGGAAAGCAUAGCACUAAUUUUGUGAGCCGCUAUGAUCCCAGAUUCAACAGUUGGAUACAGUUGCCCCCUAUGCAGGAGAGGAGAGCCAGUUUCUUUGCCUGCCGCCUGGAUAAGCACCUGUACGUGAUUGGUGGUAGGAACGAGACAGGCUACCUCUCCAGCGUGGAGUCCUACAACCUCGAGACUAAUGAGUGGAACUAUGUGUCGUCUCUGCCGCAGCCUCUGGCCGCCCAUGCAGGAGCAGUACAUAACGGCAAGAUCUACAUAUCAGGAGGAGUACACAAUGGAGAGUAUGUGUCCUGGCUCUACUGUUACGACCCUAUAAUGGACGUGUGGGCUCGGAAACAGGAUAUGAACACAAAGCGUGCCAUUCAUGCCCUGGCUGGAAUGAAUGACCGCCUGUAUGCUAUUGGUGGAAACCAUUUGAAAGGUUUCUCCCAUCUAGACGUGAUGUUGGUUGAGUGUUACGACCCGAAAGCUGACCAGUGGAACAUCCUGCAGACACCCAUCCUGGAGGGUCGCAGUGGCCCAGGCUGUGCUGUUCUGGAUGACAGCAUCUUCCUCGUGGGGGGCUACAGCUGGAGCAUGGGGGCCUAUAAGUCUUCUACCAUCUGCUACAGCCCAGAAAAAGGAACAUGGACAGAGUUGGAGGGAGAGGUGGCAGAGCCUUUAGCAGGCCCAGCCUGUUCCACUGUCAUACUGCCUGCCUGCCUUCCUUUUAACAAAUGACAACUAAUCCAACCAACGGGCGGUGGGGGCGAGAAGCAGCAGAGUGACUGGGGGGAGGACCAUCAAUAAGCAAAACAGUUGUCAACAAUUUUGUGACAAACCCUUCGGUCAGAUGACGAGGGUGUGUAUAAAUUAUUUUUUUACAGGUUUGACCAGAGCACUUUCGUUAUUCCCUACUGAAGGUUUGAAAAAAAAAAAAAAAGAAGAAAAUUGUGUAACUCAUGUAUUUAAACUCAUCUGUGUUAUGAGAAAUGGUCAGUUUCAUAUUUGAUUUUAUUUAAACUGAUAGUAAGUGUUUUUGGCUUCUCUUCUAUAGCACGCAUAGUGUUGAACUGAAUUAUAGCUUUCAAAUCCAUUGUAUCUUGUAUUCAGUAGAGGCAUAAUUCCAGCAAAAUGCAGUGUUGUUUCACGGACUGACACUGGGUGAAAAGGUGAUCAGUCCCAAAUUGUCAUGGGGUUAAGUAAAACUAGGGCUGGGUGAGUUAUAUUAAUUGUGAUGAUCAAAGCGUAUGAAUAUUCUUCAUCACUCAUGUUAUUACUCAUUUUUCUCUGGCUGGAUUAUGCACUAAAUUGCUGUAACAUCUGGUCGGAUCAUUAUGCAACUGUUUUGUUGUCUUUCUCUGAAAAUGAAGGUAUUUAUUUGUCUAAAAUGGGGAAAUUUUGAAAAAACCUUUCCACAACAGCAGUUGUCAUUAUUGUCAUUUUUAAUUGACAUGGUAUGAUUAAAAAUACACUGUAAUUAGACCUGCAAGCAAGUAUGUUGGGGUCCAAGGAAUCUACGCAACUUGGAAGUAGGGAUAACCAGGUGAUAACCACCAUUGUAGAAAAAAAACCCACAAUUACACAAUGAUCUUUAUGAGGAUGUGUCUGUAUCACCCAGCCCUAAUUUUUAACUAAUUAUCUUAAUAAUUUACACCCAGGCUAAAGUCGUGUUUCUGUAUAACUUGUUGAACAGAGAGUUCCUUACAGGUUAUCUGCUUGACAGAAAAAAAAAACUUGCCAAAUGUUUAUGGCAACUAUUAUUCAUGCUGCAAGCAAAACAAUUUAAGGAUUUACCAUUGAUUCUUAAUGUUCAUAUGACGCACUAUUGUUCACGUUAAUUAUACAAUGAUGGUACAAUCAAAUUGUAAUUGCUAGCCAGUGUAUUUAUGGGUGGCAUGUUUGGGUAAACAGACGGAGAGGACGUUUGUUUGGUUUGUUCUCCUUUACAAGUUAGGCCUGUUUAUGAGGCCACAUAGCAUUACCUUGGUGGGAUUUUAAUCUUUGAUGUAUGAAAAACAAACAAGCAUACAGUGGUCCUUAAUGCACUAAAAGUGAACUUUUAAUUCAGCAAACAAAGUUCACUAAAAUGUAAAUUAAUUAAUGUGAUGUGUUUAAAAAAUUAUCUUCAGUACAAAUGAAUCUAAGUCCAGUCUAGUCUACGUUAUUAGGUUCAAAAAGUCGACUCUAAAUAUUGAUGCAGUACCUGUUGAAUUCUGUACAGAUUUGUUGAUUUCAUUCUUGUACAUAAUCGCUUGCAGUGAAACAUUUUUGUGCACUCAACCUUGGAUUUAUUCUCAAAUCCUGUUAUGUCCUUUGAAUUUUAGAAUAUGAAAAUAAAUUGACUCUUGAUGA
Seriola aureovittata is the source of this 3862-nucleotide messenger RNA. RefSeq names its product kelch-like family member 14 (gene klhl14). The transcript is spliced from 9 exons. Gene Ontology annotation, molecular function: protein binding. Lineage: Eukaryota; Metazoa; Chordata; Actinopteri; Carangiformes; Carangidae. The record is from RefSeq and is a predicted model, not a curated record. The coding region runs from base 431 to 2248 and encodes 605 amino acids.